CAAAACCCUGAUCACCACCAUUCCCAACCAACCUUUUGAUCCAUAUUUUCGCUUGUGUUGUUGUUGUGUAUCUCUCCCAACUCCCAUUUGCUUUGGAUCUUCCCUCUCUACUGUUUUUCAUCUUUUGGGGGUUCCUUUAAUCAAUUGCUAUCCACAAAAUGCUUCCAGACACGCGUGGCCACAGAUUCUUCAAGUUCCGUGCUGCCCCAUCACUCUCUCAAUUCAACGCUCUCUACACUUUCUGAUCACCCUCAACCUAAACAUUCCUAGGAGAAAGCCUUAAGAAUCCCACUUCUCCAAAAGUACGAAUAUCUUUUGUUCUUAUCCAAUCCUCCCACUACAACCUUUGCCAAUUGCCACCAACGUUUCAGUGACAUUCCUUUGUCCUACUUCCCGGCCCGUAUCUGCUUGCCUUUCAUUUUCUUGUUUUUCUCAUAAAGGGAUAAGAAAGAACAGAAAAUCAGAGACAUUUCCUAAUGUUUGAUAACAAGUACGACUUCUCACGUGCGGUAGUGGAAAUGGCAUGGAUCAUGCUAAGGAUUGACUACUCCAGGCUCUUCUGGCUCCUCUUUGGUGUCUUCUCCUACGAAAACCACGAGGGAAAGCCGCGGAUUUAGAGCACGUUACUCACUUUCAUCGUACUUUCAAAUUUUUGUUUUGUUUUUUUUUUUUUUUUAAAGCUACGUGAGAAUCUGAAUUAGUUCCCUCAUCAACGCCUGGGAAUUUCAAUUCCCACCAUCUUUCUUCACCAAAGUUCAGAUUUUUAGACGAAUGCAGUUCUUGGACAACGAGGUUCGUGGACCAAACAUGUUCCGGAAGCAUACUGGAGAGCGCACCAGUGAAGCCAAAUUCGAAAAUGGAAGCGUGGAAACCGAUCCCACUGGUCGAUACGGCAGAUUUGAUGAAGUUCUUGGAAAAGGAGCAAUGAAAAAAGUUUACAAGGCAAUUGACGAGAUCCUUGGGAUUGAGGUGGCAUGGAACCAAGUAAAACUGAACAACGUACUUCGCUCACCAGAUGAUUUGCAGCGGCUGUAUUCAGAGGUUCACCUCCUCAGCACCUUUAAUCAUGACUCCAUCAUUCGAUUCUACACAUCCUGGAUUAAUGUUGAUCACAAGACCUUCAACUUCAUUACCGAAAUGUUUACUUCGGGGACACUCAGAGAAUACAGGAAAAAGUAUAAGAAAGUUAAUAUCCGGGCCAUUAAGAGCUGGGCCCGCCAAAUCUUACGGGGCCUUGUUUACCUGCAUGGCCAUGACCCUCCAGUAAUUCAUAGAGACCUUAAGUGUGACAACAUAUUUGUCAAUGGCCAUCUUGGACAAGUCAAGAUUGGUGAUCUAGGACUUGCAGCAAUUCUUCAUGGUUCCCGAACAGCCCACAGUGUUAUAGGCACCCCAGAGUUCAUGGCACCAGAAAUGUAUGAAGAAGAUUAUGAUGAACUCGUUGAUGUAUACUCAUUUGGCAUGUGUGUUUUGGAGAUGUUUACAUCUGAAUACCCAUACAGCGAAUGUGACAACCCUGCACAAAUCUACAAGAAAGUGACAUCGGGGAAGUUACCAAGAGCAUUCUACCAGAUUCAAGACUUGGAAGCACAGCGAUUCAUUGGAAAAUGUUUAGUAACUGCUUCAAAGAGAUUAUCAGCAAAAGAAUUAUUGCUUGACCCUUUCCUUGCAUCUGAUGAAGAUGAACAGCUGCCUACGAUAAAGCUUGGAAGUCAGAAGCCAUUUUUAAAUCAAUGGGAAAUGGAGAAACCACAAUCGAGCCAUGAUCCACACAAGACCAACAUGACAAUUACGGGGAAGCUCAAUCCUGAUGAUUCCAUCUUUCUCAAAGUGCAGAUUGCCAAUAAGGAUGGUUCUACUAGGAACAUAUAUUUUCCUUUUGACAAUUUAACUGACACUCCAAUUGAUGUUGCAACGGAGAUGGUGAAGGAGUUGGAGAUCACCGACCGGGAACCAUUUGAAAUUGCAGAUAUGAUUGAAGGAGAGAUAUCUGAUCUAGUACCACAUUGGAAAAAGGGGGACCUGACUCAUCCUGAAACCCACCAUACAUUUAACUAUCAAGAUGAUGAUGAUGAUGGGCCUCAUCAUCCUUUUCACUCUUUGUCAUGUUCAUCAUCUGAAGCAUCGGCAUCGAGCUUGAUUAGGAUUGAUGAAAUGGCAGACUGCUGUGAUUGGCUCCAAGAUAAUUUGUUUGAUGAUGCCAGCUCUCAAAGCUCUUCACACUCAGGAACAUAUUCCAAUGUAAACUACUUCUCUGGCAAUGAGUAUGAGCCCAGUACAAGUCCCACAAGAGGAGAUCAACAUACCAUCACAAAAAGUCACAAGUGUACAAGGUUCUGUCCUGGGGAAGUCCAUGGCGCAGGGCAGUCCUUGGCUAGUAAUUGCUGCAGGCAGUGCAAGGUUUUACAGGGAUCGCAUGGAGCUUCUACUUCUAAAGUUAAGGGGCUGAUGGACAACCGUAGAUUAACAAGAAACAGUUCACUAGUAGAUGUACGCAGCCAAUUACUGCACAGGUCAUUGGUGGAGGAGGUGAACAAGCGACGGUUGUUUAAGACAGUUGGAGCUGUGGAAAAUAUUGGGUUUCAAGCACCAUGUGAGGUUUCUAAAAAGGUGUCACGGCCAUAUGCUGCUGGUGGUUCUUUGGGAAAUACAAAAACUGGCAAGAAGCAAGGACAUCAACGUGGAAGGAUUUGAAAAUGCUUCAAUGAGAAGAACAAUAAAUAUGUUUAAAGACGGAGGCACGGGCAAAAUGCUUAAUUUAGUGACUGGAUUGGUCCCCAUAUGUGGCAAAUAUGGAUUAGGAUGGGCAUUCAUGUCAGCUAGUACGAGAAUUGGGUGGCUCAAGGUCAUCUGCGUAGUAAAAUUCUAGAUAGAACUAUAUAUAUGUACAUAUGUGUGCAUGCUACUUUGUCUUGAGAAUAAUGCCUAUUUGAAGCCAAGGUUCUUAUUGCUUGAUUGGCAUUAUCUUUA
Messenger RNA from Alnus glutinosa, 2970 nucleotides. RefSeq names its product probable serine/threonine-protein kinase WNK4. The record is from RefSeq and is a predicted model, not a curated record. Gene Ontology annotation, cellular component: cytoplasm. Gene Ontology annotation, biological process: intracellular signal transduction; protein phosphorylation. Gene Ontology annotation, molecular function: protein serine/threonine kinase activity; ATP binding. The coding region runs from base 772 to 2694 and encodes 640 amino acids. The transcript has 7 exons. Lineage: Eukaryota; Viridiplantae; Streptophyta; Magnoliopsida; Fagales; Betulaceae.